UGGAUCACAACCCCCCCCCCCCCCAGACAGGGAUCUGUCUCAGCACCUUGGACAGCGGGAUUGGAUUCACCCCGUCACCCAAAAAAUUUGCUUCAGCAGCAGACUGGCUCCUUUUAAGUUCCCAUCGUCUGCUAAUUGGAAGAAGCAGCUAACAAACGCCCCGGAAUACAAGUGCUGCACACCUAAAGGCUUCUCCAUGGCUGCAAGCCCAGUGGGCACUGUGCUGGGCUGGGGUAUGUUGCUGGCUUUGGCUUGAAGGAAAAAGGUUUUAAGGCUUAACCUGGAUCAGGUACAUUACAAGGUCACAGCACAAUUUUUACCUGUCUACCUUCCACCAAGGGAAGCUGGGGGAAAGUUAUUUGUCUCAUUUGGAUUUACUGCUCUAAGGAGGUCUGCGGACGCCUGAAACUGCUCUGUUUGCUUAAAUGUCAAUAAUGAUGUGUCCUCUAGACCAAGUUGGGGGCUAAAGGUGUUGUUAUGUGAACAGGCUACCAUGCUUAAGCUGUACUGUGCCUCCUUUCUUGCACUGGGGAUGGUACCACCAACCAAAUCUCCUUGCACCUGCCCUGUUUCCCCUCCAGUUCCCUCCAGAUGUCGGUUUUAAUGGAGCAUACCCUUUGGAUUACCUAGAGUGAAAAAUCAAGGCUACCGUUCUAGAAUGCCAGUGCUGGGUAAUGGCAAAGGGCAGAGAAGUAACCAGGAAACAAUUUGCAAGACUCUGAGAUCCUCCCUUAGGCACCCCAUAAUAAAUUUAUCUCCAGGUAAAAGGUCCAACUGCAACCGUCUUGACUCUAAAGAGAGCAGAUUCCUUGCAUCUCCAUGCUAUGCUGUUACCUAUCAGAGAUUUGGACAAACUAAUGUAUCCAGAUGACCAGGUGAACACCAAAGAGAUGGUUUCCUAAGCAAGGCUUUUUAACCUGAUCUACAAUGGAAAAACUGUUUGGUUAUCUGUUGUUCAUUGGCAUGGCGGUGAGAGCUGAGAUCUGUCCCAAGCGCUGUGCCUGUCAAAAUCUAUCUCCAAACCUUGCAACAUUGUGUGACAAGAAAGGUUUACUCUUCGUCCCACCAAACAUCAACAGAAAGACUGUAGAGCUACGCCUAGCUGAUAAUUUUGUAACAAAUAUAAAACGGAAGGAUUUUGCUAACAUGACAAGCCUGGUGGACCUAACGCUGUCAAGGAAUACAAUCAGUUACAUCACCCCCCAUUCGUUUGCUGACUUGCGCAAUUUAAGGGCGUUGCAUUUGAACAGCAACCGAUUGACUAAAGUCACCAAUGACAUCUUUAGUGGGCUUUCCAAUCUCCAUCAUUUGAUACUCAAUAACAACCAACUGACAUUGAUUUCACCAACAGCCUUCGAUGAUGUUUUGGCUUUGGAGGAGCUUGACCUGUCCUACAAUAACCUUGAAACUGUUCCAUGGGAAGCAGUGGAAAAAAUGAUUAGUUUGCACACUUUUAGUCUAGAUCACAACAUGAUUGAACAUAUCCCUAAGGGAACAUUCUCACACUUACACAAGCUGAACAGAUUAGAUGUAACAUCAAAUAAACUUCAAAAAUUACCACCAGACCCUCUCUUUCAGAGAGCUCAGGUGCUAGCAACCUCAGGUAUGAUGAGUCCUUCCGCAUUUGCUCUGAGUUUUGGUGGAAAUCCAUUACAUUGCAAUUGUGAAUUAUUAUGGCUGAGGCGCCUUAUGCGAGAGGAUGACUUGGAGACAUGUGCUUCUCCACCUCUCCUAUCUGGACGGUAUUUUUGGUCCAUUACUGAAGAAGAUUUUUUGUGUGAGCCACCACUUAUCACCAGAUACACGCCAGAUGUAGAAGUUUUAGAAGGACAAAGAGCUGUUUUAAAAUGCAAAGCCCUUGGAGACCCCGAGCCGGCAGUCCACUGGAUAUCCCCAGAAGGAAAGCUAAUAUCCAAUGGGACACGGAUUUUCGUCUAUGAUAAUGGAACACUGGACAUCCUGAUAACAACAGUCAAAGAUGGCGGGCCUUUUGCAUGUAUUGCUUCUAACCCAGCCGGGGAGACAACAAAAACAAUCAGUCUCCAUAUAAUUAAACUCCCGCACCUAGUGAACAGUACAAAUCAAAUCCAUGAGCCAGACCCUGGAUCAUCUGACAUUUCCACCUCCACAAAGUCGGGGUCUAACGCCAGCAGUAGCAAUGGGGAUACAAAAAUAAGCCAAGAUAAAAAGGUGGUGGUAGCCGAGUCGACAUCCUCCACUGCACUUAUUAAAUUCAAUUUUCAAAGGAAUAUACCUGGAAUACGGAUGUUUCAGAUACAGUACAAUGGCACGUAUGAUGACUCGCUUGUUUACAGAAUGAUUCCUCCGACUAGCAAGACAUUCCGCGUGAACAACUUGGCCGCGGGGACUGUCUACGACCUCUGCGUCCUGGCCAUCUACGAUGACGGGAUCACAUCUCUCACGGCUACGCGGGUCAUCGGUUGCAUCCAGUUCACCACGGAGCAAGACUACGUCCGUUGUCACUUUAUGCAGUCCCAGUUCUUGGGAGGUACCAUGAUAAUUAUCAUAGGUGGGAUUAUUGUUGCGUCUGUGCUGGUUUUCAUCAUCAUCCUGAUGAUUAGGUAUAGGGUUUGUAACGGCAACGGGCAGAGCAAGGCGACAAAAGUCAGCAACGUGUAUUCGCAAACCAACGGGUCCCAGAACCAAGGCUGCAGUGCAUCACUGCCACCGUCUGCUUCCAAGCAGAUCGUUGAGCACGAGGAGAGCGCGCAGUGUUGCAAGUCCACCGACAGCGCCGCGCCUUCUUCGGACACUUGCUCGAGCCAAGGCGCCGCCCCCACUACCUCUGCUUUGCCUCACGCGUGGACUUCUAAUACCUCUUCUCUGAAGAAGAAAAAGACCGCAUCAAAAGCCGCGGACUCGCAAACGGACACCGUUUUAAAUAUGGAAUCCCAAAACACGAAUAGAAAUAAUUCGACUGCCCUUCGGUUAGCUAGCCGCCCCGCCGUGUCUGUUAAAGAAGCGCCGACCUACAAAAGAGCACAAUCAAAACCGAGUAAGUUUCUUACCUUACCUGCAGACACUUCUAGAGUAAAGCGGAGGUACUCUUUAAACGGAGAGAUAAUGGAGUACCAUUGCUAUGUGAACUCCUUCCACACCGGCGGACUGUGGUCUAAAAGAAGCAUGUCUAUGAACGGGAUCUUGGGUCACUCAGACAGUUCUGACAUGGACAGCGGGAAAGCAACAUGUUCAAGUUCCGAAUGGAUAUUGGAAAGCACUGUGUGAUUAUCUCCUAUUUUGGCAUACAACUAUAAAGUGAAAAUACUCCAAAUAUUUGGAACGCCAUUCUAAAAAAAAAAUACAAAAAUACAAAAUAAAACAUUGAAAUUCCUAUCGAUGUUUUCAUUUAGGCUUCUACAAACAGGGUUGUGUGAAAGCCACCUGCACAAAUAAGUUUGGGUUCCAACGGUGAUACAUUUGCAAAAAUUACAAAGAUACAUUUGCAAAAUUGUGGAAUGAAAAACAAAAUCAGCACCAGUGCCUUCCCUUCCUGUAGGACUGGUUUCCUGGUUCUGCCACAGCAGAAAAAAACAAAAAAACAAAAAAAAAUGAGACUGAAUUCACUCUAAAGGCCUUUCAUAUGGGAAAAUCCUUCAAGCUUUCAACAUACAAAACAAAAAGUUUAGAAAAAA
Molecule: messenger RNA, 3653 nt
Organism: Nanorana parkeri
Lineage: Eukaryota; Metazoa; Chordata; Amphibia; Anura; Dicroglossidae
Gene: LRFN5
Product: leucine rich repeat and fibronectin type III domain containing 5
Exons: 4
Coding region: 928-3246 (772 amino acids)
Molecular function (GO): protein binding
Source: RefSeq, a predicted model, not a curated record